Pseudocercospora fijiensis CIRAD86 is the source of this 1710-nucleotide messenger RNA. RefSeq lists its product as uncharacterized. Gene Ontology annotation, cellular component: membrane. NCBI's taxonomy places the organism in Eukaryota, Fungi, Ascomycota, Dothideomycetes, Mycosphaerellales, Mycosphaerellaceae. The record is from RefSeq and is a predicted model, not a curated record. Gene Ontology annotation, molecular function: amino acid transmembrane transporter activity. Gene Ontology annotation, biological process: amino acid transmembrane transport. The transcript has a single exon. Bases 1 to 1710 code for a protein of 569 amino acids.
AUGUCCGACUACGAGAAAGAAGAUAAGGGCCCCUUCUAUGAGGUCAAGGCCUCACACGACGACCUCCAUGCCAUCGUCACAACACAAUAUGGCGAGGUCGCAGAAAACACCGAUCAGCUUCAUCGACGUCUCGGUAACCGCCAGAUCCAGCUUAUCGCCAUCGGUGGCAGUAUAGGAAAUGCACUCUUCGUCAGUAUCGGUAGCGCUCUCUACCGCGCUGGUCCGGCUAGCUUGUUCCUCGCCUAUGCUAUCUACGCCUGCUUCUUGGCACUUGUCAACAAUGGCACUGCUGAGAUGAUUACCCUGUUUCCUGUCUCUGGUGGAUUCGUCCGUCUCGCUGGUCAUUUCGUCGACGAAGCCUUCGGUUUCAUGUCUGGCUGGAACUUUUUCCUGUACGAGGCAUUGGUCAUCCCCUUCGAAAUUACUGCACUUACGACUGUCCUGGGCUUCUGGAGCGACGAUAUCCCAUCGUGGGCGGUCCCGAUAGCAUGUAUUGUCCUCUACGGUCUAAUCAACGUUCUCGCUGUCAAGGCAUACGGGGAAGCCGAGUUCUGGCUCAGCGGUGGCAAAGUCAUUCUGAUCUUCCUCCUCUUUGCCUUUACCUUCAUCACCAUGGUGGGCGGUAAUCCGAAGGGUGAUCGUUACGGCUUCCGCUAUUGGAACAAUCCUGGAGCAUUCGCCGAAUACAGAUCCACCGGCUCUCUCGGCCGCUUCGAGGGUUUCCUCGCUGCUCUCUGGUCGGCGUCUUUCUGUGUCGUCGGACCUGAAUACAUCUCGAUGGUGGCUGCUGAGGCCAAGCGACCACGUAUCUACAUCAAGAAUGCGUUCAAGACCGUUUACUGGCGAUUCGCCAUCUUCUUCAUUGGAGGUGCCCUCGCUGCUGGUAUCGUCAUCGCCCACAACGACCCAGUUCUUACGGCUAUCGUCACCGGAACCUCCGGCGGCAGCGGGACUGCCUCCGCAUCGCCAUAUGUCAUUGCCAUGAACAACCUUGGAAUUACUGGGUUGCCACACGUGGUCAGCGCUCUGUUGUGCACAUCCAUCUUCUCUGCAGGCAAUACUUACACCUACUGCGCUACUCGUUCGCUCUACGGAUUGGCUCUGGACGGCCGUGCACCAAAGAUCCUUCGCUACUGCACCAAGAGCGGUAUUCCGAUCUUCUGCUUUGCCAUUACCAUGAUCUUCCCUUGCUUGUCCUUCCUUCAGGUCAGCAACGGCUCCGCCAAGGUCCUGAACUGGCUCAUCAACCUCGUCACUGCCGGUGGUGUGAUCAACUUCAUCAGCAUGUGCGUUACAUACAUCUUCUUUCACCGCGCCUGCAAGGUUCAAGGCGUUGAUCGCAAGACCUUCCCCUACUGCGGUUGGUUCCAGCCAUACUGUGCCUACAUCGGUCUUGUUUGGAUGAUCAUGAUCGUCACUUGCUACGGAUACAGCAGCUACAAGCCAUGGAGCACCGAGAACUGGUUCAUUUACUACGCCAUGUUGAUUCUCGCUCCAAUUCUCUUCGUCUCCUGGAAGGUCAUCAAGCGCACCAGCUUCAUUAAGCCACAUGAAGUCGACCUCGUCUGGGAACGCCCAACCAUCGAUGCCUACGAGGCUACUUUCAUCGAGCCACCGACUGGCUUCUGGCGCGAGAUGAUCGCAAUGGUUGGCAUUGGUCGCAAGGCUAGCCAGGCUGAUCGUAGACGAGCGAACGUUGCUACGAUAUGA